CCGGGACAAAAUAUUUCACUCACGGGAACCUGAGCCUGUCAUCUCGUCAUCUGGCAAUCGUUCAGCCCAUCAUUGACAUCAUGGCCAAUCUCGAGUUGGCGCACCCAUCGCGCAAGAUCUUGCUGGUGGUGACGACGGGCGGAUUCACGCAUGCUAGCCCUGUCUUUGAAAUUGGCGGCGUUCUCGCUGCAAGAGGCCAUACCGUCGAGUUUGCUACACUCGACGGUCAAGACGGCUGGACUAAGGACUAUGAGUUCAUCACGAAAGUCCACUCCCUUGGUCCGGGCCCGACCUCGGAGCAGAUGAAUGCCCACUAUCUGCGCAUGCGAACGUGGGAUAUCUCCAAGGGCAUUAGCGGAACCAUGCCCAGCAAAUAUCUCUGGGACUCGUUUUGGCCGCAGACGUACCGGGGACUGAAAGCCAUCAUGGACGACCCUGACACGAGGCCGAGCAUGAUGAUUGCUGACUUCUUCGUCGACGCUGUCAAGGAUAUCCACGUCGAGUAUAAUCUGCCCAUCGCCCAGGUUUGGCCGCAGAUGCCCUUCUUGAUGAUGCCUUGCUCUUACAUCCCUGGCGAACCGGGCUUCCAGCUCGAGGGAACCCUUACCUCUGAGAAUGCAAGCAUUUGGUUGCGAAUGAGGAAUGAACUUGUCAUCUACUUUGACUUGCCUGUCAUCAUGAAAUGGAUGCGGUGGACCAAGCAGAUGCGCCUAAAGAACGGUGUCACAUACCCGACUCACCGAAUCCAAAAGCCCGACUACCUCAUCUUCAUCAACUCGUUCCUAGGCCUGGAAAUCCCGCGUGACCUACCUCCUACCUGCGCCCCUAUUGGACCCUUGAUCCGUGAUACCUAUCCCCCGCUGAAUGAGGAGUGUCACCAGUUCCUGUCCCAGCACACCAAGGUCAUCUACAUCGCCUUGGGCACGCACAUUAUUCUUACCAACGCCGAUGCAGCUAAGAUUAUCAACGGCCUCCUGCGCCUUAUGGAGGAGGGUUUGAUCGAUGGUGUAAUUUGGUCCAUUGGCAAGAGUGGCCGCCAGGAUUUCGACCUCAAUACGACCUACAACAUGAAAAAGCCGUCUGGGGGCAACAAGACGAUCCGUCUAAGCGAUCUUCUCUCAGGCAAGGACCCGAACUGGCUCUGUUCUUUCUUCGUCCCCCAGCGUUCUAUCCUCGACCACCCUUCCACAAAGAUCUACUUUACACAUGGAGGUGGCUCUAGCGCUAAUGAGGGUCUCUUCCACGGCGUGCCCAUGCUGUCGAUGGGUGUAUUUAUGGAUCAGAUCUCCAACACAACGCGCUUGGUCGCGGGGGGCGUUGCUCAGCCGUUGAAUAAGUUCCGCUUCACCUCAGAGGAGCUCUACACCAAAGGCAAGGAGAUUCUGGCAGACAAAGACGGGAGUUACCAGCGGAAUUCUCUGCGGUUGAUGCGCAUUGCCCAUGUUGCUUCCAGGCGAAAGCACCAUGCCGCGGAUUUGGUUGAAGAGCUCAUGUACGACACCGAGCUGAGAUUCAAGGAUGGAAAGGAACUCAGGCCCAUGCAUUUACAGACGGCGGAUAUGCGGAUGCCAGCAUGGAAGGCAAAGAAUUGGGAUCUAUGGGCUGUCAGCCUCCUGGGUAUGAGUGCUGUCUUCGGGGGAUUGGGAAUUGGCGGGCGGAUGUUGUGGUUCCACCGAGGUGGGUUGAUAGAGUCGGUCAAAGCACUUGGAAAUUCAGAGUGGUUGAGGAAUUUGGCCAAGUAGAUCUAGGUAGAUCUGCUUUCACUUUUGGUUGAAGUCCGUGGAUGUUUUGUAUCCAGACUGGACUCACAAUAGCUAGGAUAUUACUCACUAUCUACUCAACUCACAGAAAAGUGCGAAAUCAUAGUAUAUUUGACCUUGAACGUAACGGUAGAAAUGAAUGGAACAUUGUAUACGUAGC
Molecule: messenger RNA, 1920 nt
Organism: Ilyonectria robusta
Lineage: Eukaryota; Fungi; Ascomycota; Sordariomycetes; Hypocreales; Nectriaceae
Product: UDP-glucoronosyl and UDP-glucosyl transferase
Exons: 2
Coding region: 81-1742 (553 amino acids)
Molecular function (GO): UDP-glycosyltransferase activity
Source: RefSeq, a predicted model, not a curated record